AUGUCGACCGACGCUCCGCCGUACCAGGCGCCGGAGAACGCCAUCGACGAUGAGGAUGAGCUCUCGGACACGCCCAAGGAGGCGCACACUGUGCACAGGAUCCGGGCCAAUUCCACCAUCAUGCAACUGAAGAAGAUCCUCGUCGCCAACCGUGGCGAGAUCCCUAUCCGCAUCUUCAGGACAGCUCACGAGUUAUCAUUGCAUACCAUUGCCGUUUUCUCUCACGAGGAUCGCCUUGGCAUGCAUAGGCAGAAGGCCGACGAGGCUUACAUGAUCGGAAAGCGGGGCCAGUACACUCCAGUUGGAGCAUAUCUGGCUGGUGACGAAAUCAUCAAGAUCGCCCUCGAGCACGGCGCGCAGAUGAUUCACCCUGGUUACGGAUUCCUCUCAGAAAACGCAGAGUUCGCCAAGAAGGUUGAGGACAGUGGUCUCAUCUUUGUUGGGCCGUCACCCGAUGUGAUCCAGGCCCUUGGCGACAAGGUUUCCGCCAGGAAGCUCGCCAUUGCCGCCAACGUGCCCGUCGUUCCCGGGACAGAGGGCGCCGUCGAGAAGUUUGAGGAGGUCAAGAAAUUCACCGACGAAUAUGGUUUCCCCAUCAUCAUCAAGGCUGCCUAUGGCGGUGGUGGUCGCGGCAUGCGAGUCGUCCGUGACCAGGAGUCGCUCAAGGAGGCUUUCGAGCGCGCCACAUCCGAGGCCAAGUCUGCUUUCGGAAACGGCACCGUCUUCGUCGAGAGGUUCCUUGACAAGCCCAAGCACAUCGAGGUUCAGCUGCUGGGUGACAACCAGGGCAACAUUGUCCACCUCUACGAGCGUGACUGUUCAGUCCAGCGCAGGCACCAAAAGGUCGUGGAAAUCGCCCCGGCCAAGGACCUCCCUCCCGAGACGCGCGAUGCCAUCCUCAAGGAUGCCGUCAGGCUGGCGCAGAGCGUCAACUACAGGAACGCCGGAACCGCCGAGUUCCUUGUGGACCAGCAGAACCGCUACUACUUCAUCGAGAUCAACCCCCGAAUCCAGGUCGAACACACCAUCACCGAGGAGAUCACUGGCAUCGAUAUUGUUGCCGCCCAGAUUCAGAUUGCCGCUGGUGCUACGCUGCAGCAGUUGGGUCUGACCCAGGACCGCAUCUCAACAAGGGGUUUUGCCAUCCAAUGUCGUAUUACCACAGAGGACCCGCAGAACAACUUUGCCCCUGACACCGGCAAGAUCGAGGUCUAUAGGUCCGCAGGCGGAAACGGAGUGAGGCUCGACGGUGGCAAUGGAUUUGCGGGUGCCAUCAUCACACCACACUAUGACAGCAUGUUGGUCAAGGUUUCUUGCCAUGGCAGCACAUACGAAAUCGCACGCCGGAAGCAGCUGCGUGCCCUGGUGGAGUUCAGGAUCAGGGGUGUCAAGACAAACAUCCCGUUCCUGAUGUCGCUGCUCACGCACCCCACCUUCAUCGAUGGCGCGUGCUGGACCACGUUCAUCGACAACACCCCAGAGCUCUUCACCAUGAUGGGCAGCCAGAACCGUGCCCAGAAGCUGCUCGCCUACCUGGGCGACAUGGCCGUCAACGGAAGCAGCAUCAAGGGCCAGGUUGGCGAGCCCAAGUUCAAGGGCGACAUCAUCCACCCGGAGCUCUUCGACUCGGCCGGCAACAAGAUCGACACCUCCAAGCCUUGCACCAAGGGCUGGAGGCAGAUUAUCUUGGAGCAGGGCCCCAAGGCGUUUGCUCAGGCUGUCAGGAAGAACAAGGGCUGCCUUCUCAUGGACACCACUUGGAGAGAUGCCCACCAGUCUCUGUUGGCUACCCGUGUGCGAACAAUCGACCUUCUCAACAUUGCCAACGAGACGAGCCAUGCCCUGUCCAACCUCUACAGUCUUGAGUGCUGGGGAGGUGCAACAUUCGAUGUGGCGUACCGCUUCUUGAACGAGGACCCUUGGUUGCGUUUGCGACGAAUGCGCCAGGCCGUUCCCAACAUCCCAUUCCAGAUGCUUCUGAGAGGUGCCAACGGUGUUGCCUACUCGUCGCUGCCUGACAAUGCCAUCGACCACUUCUGCGAGCAGGCCAAGAAGAACGGCGUGGACAUCUUCCGUGUGUUUGAUGCUCUGAACGACAUUACGCAGCUCGAGGUCGGUAUCAAGGCUGUCCACAAGGCGGGCGGUGUCGUCGAGGGCACCGUCUGCUACAGCGGUGACAUGUUGAACCCCAAGAAGAAGUACAACCUUGAGUACUACAUGGACCUGGUCGACAAGUUGGUGGCUCUGGACAUUCACGUCCUCGGCGUCAAGGACAUGGCCGGUGUGCUCAAGCCGCACGCCGCCAAGAUCCUCAUCGGCAGCAUCCGCAAGAAGUACCCCGACCUCCCGAUCCACGUCCACACCCACGACUCGGCCGCGACCGGUGUGGCAUCCAUGGUUGCCUGCGCCGAGGCUGGCGCCGACGCGGUGGAUGCGGCCACAGACAGUCUGUCGGGCAUGACUUCGCAGCCUAGCAUCAAUGCCAUCAUGGCAUCCCUCGAGGGUAGCGAUCUGGACACGGGUCUGGACCCUCACCAAGUCCGCUCCUUGGACACGUACUGGCAGCAGCUUCGCCUCCUCUACUCGCCAUUCGAGGCUCACCUCACGGGCCCCGAUCCCGAGGUCUACGAGCACGAGAUCCCCGGUGGACAGCUCACCAACAUGAUGUUCCAGGCCUCGCAGCUCGGUCUCGGAUCGCAGUGGCUUGAGACCAAGAAGGCCUACGAGCAGGCCAACGACCUCCUGGGAGACAUUGUCAAGGUCACCCCCACAUCCAAGGUGGUCGGUGAUCUCGCUCAGUUCAUGGUCUCGAACAAGCUCAGUCCCGAGGACGUCAAGAAGCGCGCCGGCGAGCUCGACUUCCCCGGCUCGGUGCUCGAGUUCUUCGAGGGUCUCAUGGGCCAGCCGUACGGCGGGUUCCCCGAGCCCCUGCGCACGGAUGCACUCCGCGGCAGGCGCAAGAUGGAGAAGCGCCCCGGUCUGUACCUGGACCCGAUCGACUUCCCCAAGGUCAGGAAGGAGCUGGCCAAGAAGUACGGUCCCGGCCUGACCGAGUGCGACGUGGCGUCCCACAUCAUGUACCCCAAGGUGUACGAGGACUACCGCAGCUUCGUCGAUAAGUACGGCGACCUGUCGGUCCUCCCGACCCGGUACUUCCUCAGCAAGCCCGAGAUCGGCGAGGAGUUCCACGUCGAGCUGGAGAAGGGCAAGGUCCUCAUCCUCAAGCUCCUGGCCGUCGGUCCGCUUUCCGACGCCACCGGUCAGCGCGAGGUGUUCUACGAGAUGAACGGAGAGGUCAGGCAGGUGACGGUCGACGACAAGCAGGCGUCGGUCGAGAACUUGUCGAGGCCAAAGGCCGACCCGUCGGACUCGAGCCAGGUCGGUGCUCCGAUGUCUGGCGUCCUUGUCGAGCUCAGGGUGCACGAGGGCACCGAGGUCAAGAAGGGCGACCCUAUCGCUGUUCUCAGCGCCAUGAAGAUGGAAAUGGUCAUCUCGGCACCCCACGCUGGUAUUGUGUCGAACCUGGUUGUUCACGAGGGCGACUCGGUUGGCGGAUCGGACUUGGUCUGCAAGAUUGCAAAGAAGGCUUGA
Pyricularia pennisetigena is the source of this 3591-nucleotide messenger RNA. RefSeq lists its product as uncharacterized. The transcript has 8 exons. Gene Ontology annotation, cellular component: cytoplasm. The coding region runs from base 1 to 3591 and encodes 1196 amino acids. The record is from RefSeq and is a predicted model, not a curated record. Lineage: Eukaryota; Fungi; Ascomycota; Sordariomycetes; Magnaporthales; Pyriculariaceae. Gene Ontology annotation, biological process: pyruvate metabolic process; gluconeogenesis. Gene Ontology annotation, molecular function: metal ion binding; pyruvate carboxylase activity; ATP binding.